This is a messenger RNA of Salarias fasciatus (jewelled blenny), 536 nucleotides long. It is a transcript of the gene rpl23, whose product is annotated as ribosomal protein L23. The record is from RefSeq and is a predicted model, not a curated record. Gene Ontology annotation, molecular function: structural constituent of ribosome; large ribosomal subunit rRNA binding. The coding region runs from base 78 to 500 and encodes 140 amino acids. Gene Ontology annotation, cellular component: cytosolic large ribosomal subunit; ribosome. NCBI's taxonomy places the organism in Eukaryota, Metazoa, Chordata, Actinopteri, Blenniiformes, Blenniidae. The transcript is spliced from 5 exons. Gene Ontology annotation, biological process: translation.
GAACGCGGCACGUGAUGACGUGUGCGCUCUGAUAUCCCAGCAUCCCUCUGUGCUCCGUCCUCUUUCCUCCUGCAGCCAUGUCGAAGAGAGGACGUGGUGGUUCGUCUGGAGCCAAGUUCCGCAUCUCGCUGGGUCUCCCGGUGGGAGCGGUCAUCAACUGCGCUGACAACACAGGUGCCAAGAAUCUGUACAUCAUCUCCGUGAAGGGCAUCAAGGGUCGCCUGAACCGGCUGCCCGCUGCAGGAGUGGGUGACAUGGUGAUGGCCACGGUGAAGAAAGGCAAGCCGGAGCUCAGGAAGAAGGUUCAUCCUGCGGUGGUGAUACGGCAGCGGAAGUCGUAUCGACGAAAAGACGGCGUGUUUUUAUACUUUGAAGACAACGCAGGAGUCAUCGUCAACAACAAAGGAGAAAUGAAAGGGUCAGCCAUCACUGGACCCGUGGCUAAAGAGUGCGCCGACCUGUGGCCCAGGAUCGCUUCCAACGCCGGCAGCAUCGCCUGAGCUCCACUUUGUUUUCAAUAAAAACUGUUAAUCGAG